Messenger RNA from Brachypodium distachyon (stiff brome), 3733 nucleotides. Its product is annotated as protein transport protein Sec24-like CEF. NCBI's taxonomy places the organism in Eukaryota, Viridiplantae, Streptophyta, Magnoliopsida, Poales, Poaceae. The coding region runs from base 102 to 3332 and encodes 1076 amino acids. The transcript has 24 exons. Gene Ontology annotation, cellular component: COPII vesicle coat; endoplasmic reticulum exit site. Gene Ontology annotation, molecular function: SNARE binding; zinc ion binding. The record is from RefSeq and is a predicted model, not a curated record. Gene Ontology annotation, biological process: COPII-coated vesicle cargo loading; endoplasmic reticulum to Golgi vesicle-mediated transport; intracellular protein transport.
UCGCUUCGACGUAAAAGGAUCCUCCUCCCGUCCCUCGUUCCUCCCCGCGUCUUCUUCUCAGAUCCCGAUCUUCCUCUCGCGCGUUCUCGCCGUCGCCUCCCAUGUCGAGGCCGCCGCCGCCGUUCGCCCCACAAAACCCUACCCCCGGCCCCAAUCCCGCCGGCCCUGCCUCCUCUCUCCCGGCUUCCUUCUCCAACCUUCAGAUCUCCCGCGCACCCCCACCCUUCGCCUCGGGCGGGCCGCCGCCGGGGAACGGCCCCGCGCCCUCGUCGAUCCGAGGUCCGCAGGCGCCGCCACCGGGCGCGCGCCCGUUCCCUGGCAGCCCACCGCCUCCGUCGCAGCCGGCCCCGCCCUUAGCCCGGCCCGCGGCGUCGGUCCAGCAGUCUCCUCCCUUUGGCGGUCCACCUGCCGCGCAGCCGCAGCAGAUGCCUCCCUUCAAUGGUUCGCCGUUCGGGCCGCCGGCACAGGUGCAGCGAGCGCCGUUUGGAGGCCCGCCGGGAGCAUCCCAGCCUCCCCCGUUCAGUGGACCACCUGCGGCUUUGUCGCAGCAUCCCCCUUUCGGCGGCUCUCCUGCAGCACCAACUCAACCGGGUCCGUUGGGUGGACCCCCGUAUUCAGCAGCUCAGCCACCGCCUUUUGGCGGGCUGCCUGGGGCAAUGGCUCAACGGCCGUUCUCUGGUGGGUCGAUGCCGCCGUUUGGGGGUCAGCAGCCUCCGUCGCAGCAAGGGCCUUAUGGUGGGCCGCCGCAGUUUGGGGGACAGAGACCAGGAUCGCAGCCUCCACCAUUUGGUGCUCAGGUUGCACCUCCAUCUCAGCCACCACCAUUCAUGGGGCCUCCAGGGCUUAAUGCACCAGCAUUUGGGCCUCCAGGGUGGCAGGGGCAGGCACGACCAGGAAUUGUGCCUGGUGGUAUGCAGCCACCCAUGAGAAUGCCUGGCAUGCCUGGUAACAUGCUGCCUAGUGCACUAGGCCAAGGGAUGCCAUCCACACCUACCAUGCCGUACUCUCCCCAUGCUGGAGCCCAGGUCUCUACCCCGUCCAAAAUUGAUCCUAAUCAAAUUCCGCGUCCUAUUACUGAGACAUCAGUCACCAUUUUUGAGACCCGGCAAGGUGGCCAAGCAGCUGUUCCACCGGCUGCAUCAAGUGAAUUUAUUGUGAAGGACACUGGCAACUGCAGUCCUCGUUUGAUGAGGUGCACCAUGAAUCAGAUACCAUGUACUGGUGAUCUCUUGACAACAUCAGGAAUGCCAUUGGCUUUGAUGGUGCAACCUUUUGCUCUUCCUCAUCCCUCUGAGGAGCCUAUCCAGCUUGUGGACUUUGGAGAGAUGGGCCCUGUUAGGUGUUCUCGCUGCAAAGCAUACAUAAAUCCUUUUAUGAGAUUUGUUGACCAAGGGAAAUUUUUCAUCUGCAACUUAUGUGGAUUUAGCAAUGAUACUCCAAGGGAGUACUUGUGCAACUUAGGGCCUGAUGGUAGGCGACGUGAUGCUGAUGAGAGGCCUGAGUUAUGUAGAGGAACAGUCGAAUUCGUUGCCAGCAAGGAAUUUCUGGUUCGGGAACCAAUGCCUGCUGUGUAUUUCUUCCUUAUUGAUGUCUCCAUGAAUGCUGUACAUACUGGCGCAACUGCUGCGGCUUGCAGUGCAAUAUCCCAGGCUCUUUCGGACCUUCCUGAAGGUCCUCGAACAAUGGUUGGAAUUGCGACAUUUGAUUCUACUAUUCACUUCUAUAGUCUGAAACGUUCUCAGCAACAGCCUUUGAUGCUUAUUGUUCCUGACAUCCAAGAUGUGUAUACUCCACUGCAGACGGACUUAAUUCUCCCACUUUCUGAGUGUCGUGAGAGUUUGGAGCAACUACUGGAGAGCAUCCCGAACAUGUUCGAAAACAAUAGGGUUGCUGAUUCUGCAUUUGGGGCAGCCAUGAAGGCAGGUUUCCUAGCUAUGAAGUCCACUGGUGGAAAGUUACUUGUGUUUCAGUCAGUGCUACCAUCAGUUGGGACUGGGUCAUUAUCUGCAAGGGAAGCUGAAGGUAGAUCAAAUAUUUCCACUGGAGAUAAGGAAGCACAUAAGCUUCUACAGCCUGUUGAUAAGACACUCAAGACAAUGGCACUAGAAUUUGCCGAGUAUCAAGUCUGUGUAGAUGUGUUCAUUACCACACAGUCAUACGUGGAUAUUGCUUCGAUAUCAGUUGUUCCCAGUACGACUGGUGGCCGGGUUUACUGUUAUUUUCCAUUUUCUGCUCUUUCUGAUCCAGCCAAACUCUUCAACGACCUCAGAUGGAAUAUCAGUAGACCCCAGGGAUUUGAGGCUGUCAUGCGUGUUAGGUGCAGCCAGGGGCUUCAAGUUCAAGACUAUUCUGGCAACUUCUGCAAGCGUGUUCCUACUGAUAUUGAUCUGCCUGCGAUUGACUCUGACAAAACCAUAAUGGUUACAUUUAAACAUGAUGACAAAUUUCAGGAGAAUUCAGAAUGUGCUUUCCAGUGCGCACUUCUUUACACCACAGUAUACGGGCAAAGAAGGAUACGGGUUAUUAACAUCUCGCUUACAUGCACAAGUAUGCUUAGCAACCUUUUCCGAUAUGCUGAUCUGGAAACACAGUUUACAUACCUUGUUAAGCAAGCUGCAAGUGGCAUUCCAUCAAGUCCUCUAUCCCAAGUCAGGGACCAAGUAACAAGUACAUGUAUCAAUAUACUCCAGUCCUACCGAAAGUAUUGUGCAUCUGUAAGUUCUUCGGGGCAGCUAAUUCUUCCGGAGGCUCUAAAACUCUUGCCUUUGUAUACUCUGGCCUUGAUUAAAAGCAUAGGACUGCGGAAUGAUGGGAGAGUAGAUGAUCGGUCCUACUGGGUCUCUAUUGUCUCUUCAAUUUCUGUGUUAUUAGCUGUUCCAUUGGUGUUCCCUAGGAUGAUUUCCCUCCAUGAUCUUACAUCAAGGGAUGAUGAAGACACCCUUAUUCCUAAUCCCCUUACUCUCAAUAGUGAGAAUAUACAUGAUGAUGGAAUUUAUUUAUUGGAAAAUGGAGAAGAUGGAUUUAUUUAUGUUGGAAAUGCGGUGAACCCUGUCACCCUCGAGCAAAUAUUUGGUGUGUCUUCUUUGGCAGGAGUACCAACUCAGUUGGCAUUGGAGCAAUUUGAUAAUGAACUCUCGAAGAAAGUAAACGAAGUUUUGAAUGAAAUAAGGCGGCAGAGAUGCUCUUACUUGAGAUUGAGACUAUGCCAAAAGGGCGACCAAUCUGGAGAUUUCUUCCGUUCAUUAUUGGUCGAGGACAAGGCACCCGGUGGCCUUUCCUACGUGGAGUUCCUUGUACAUGUUCACAGGCAAAUCCAGAGCAAGAUGACCUGAUCGAUGCGACCCGCCUGAUUGUUGUAAUAUUUUGGUUGGUAGGAAUCAAGAAGCUGAUUUCUACAUGAGGAUACAUCAAAAGGAAUGAGUUAGUUUCUCUCUGAAGCACAACCUCAUUGGCGCGGAGAGAGUUGUCGCAGAUUUGCUCGGAUUCUGCUGUCUUUUCCUUUACAGGAUCGGUUUUGGUGUAGGCGAUAUAUGUUUGUGUACAGAGAUGAGUCUGGUGAGGGUAAUAUUGAUAUCUUAGAUUGUGGAACUAUUUAUAUUCUCUAUGUGAACAGCGGCUGUAUUAUGUUAAAAAAGGAAAGCUUAUAUAGAAGUUCAGCACUAUGUCUUCUCCUGAUGGAUGUUUAAAUAUGUCACACAGGGAAGCUUAUAUAGAAGUUCAGCACAAUCAUGCA